AUGCUUCGGUUGGGGCCAUACCCGCCCCCGCUGAUCGACAUCUCCGGCCCCGAGGAACUAUGGACAGACAAGUUCGACAGCGUUCCGAUCCUUGCCAGCGACCUGGAAUCAAGCGUCGCCUCACCGUUGGAUGACCCCUCGGAACCACGGUGUCUGGAGAUUUUAGAGGCAAAGCCCGAGUCUGUGCAGGAACACAUCAACGCCGUCCUGGGCUUCAACACCUUUCGCCGACUUGGGCAGGUGGUGCAAGAGGCAGCUCCCUCAGAGCUUGAGGCGGAGCGGCGAGAGGAGCUGCAUGAGCGGGCAUUGGAGGCCCUGAAGGCUGCAGUGCAGCGGCGGGCUGCAGAGGAAAAGUAUGCUGAGACACCGGCGGCUGCGACGGUGCCACAAGCAAGCCCACAGCUUUCCGUGACGUCGGUGACGACUGGAACGCCCUCGUCCUCUCAGUCGGAGGUCGGCAGCAAUGGCGGAAUCGAGGAGGACACUGCCUGGGAGGACCAUGUCCAUUCGCAAAUUCGCUGGGCCGCAGAGGCAGCGAAGUUCCGUCAGGACGAUUCCGCAGCGCCCUGGGUGGAGGCGCUUCGGGGAGUGGGCCCUCCGGGCCAGUUCGAGGUGACCUCAGCUCAGAUUCGGGCUGCAGAAUACUUUCAGGAGCAGCAAAUGUAUGAGCAAUACCUCCUGGAGUUGCAACGCUAUCAACAGGCCUGCUCAGGGAGCCUGGACUGGGGAGUGUUGGUCGAGUUGCAUGCCCUGGGACGGCAUGGACUGCAACUGCAACAGAAGCUUGCGCAGACGUCUGCCUGCAUAGAAGGGAUGCAGCAGGCUGCCUCGUUUGCUGAGACCUCGAAUCUGCUGCUUCCGGUCGCGACCUCAGUUCUCCUGCGCACGAGAUCUCGUGUUUACCUGUUGGACCUGUGCUUUCUAGGAUCUUUAGCGACCUUCGAUGUCAGAAGCAUUGCCUGGCCGCAGCCCGUUUUCGCUUUCCCUCCGCCUUCGGACGCCUCUUCCAGCUUCUUCAGGAUGGCUGAAAAGGAGGACGAUCUGCCCGACUUCGACGACCAGGAGGACGCGAAGAACGAGGAGAGCAAGGAGGCCGAGGCGAAGAAGAACCAGGCCACACUCCAUGCUUCCGGCUUCAAGGACUUCCUGCUGAAGGCCGAGCUGAUCCGUGCCAUCGUGGAUUGCGGUUUCGAGCACCCCUCGGAGGUGCAGCACGAGUGCAUCCCACAGGCUAUUCUCGGAACGGACGUGCUGUGCCAGGCGAAGUCCGGCAUGGGCAAGACCGCGGUGUUUGUUUUGGCCUGCUUGCAACAGGUCGAUUCAUCGGAGAAGGCCGUUCGAACUCUGGUGAUCUGCCACACCCGCGAGCUGGCGUACCAGAUCAAGCACGAGUUCGAGCGCUUCGCCAAGUACUUCCCAGAGAUCAAGACUGCUGUGGUGUACGGCGGCACCCCCAUGCAGAACGACAAGGAUCUCCUGAAGGACUCGUGCCCGCAUAUCUUGAUUGGUACACCGGGCCGAGUCUUGGCACUCCUCCGGGAGAAGGAGCCGGAAGGGCCGCGGAGGGUUCAGUGCUCCGGCACUCCGAAGCCCUUGCUGGUGUUGCCCCGGGAACCCGGGGCAUUUGUCGCCGCAUUGGCGACGAUUCGAGAGGACCGCCGGCGCUUUCUUUCGGCAGCCGAGGCUCUAGGCGCAGAGCCGAAGCGCCGCGAGUUCGGCUUGUGCUGCUUGGAGUUUCUGGCGGAGGAGCCGGAUGUCGUGGGCGGCGUGCUGCGGCCCGGCACCGGAGCCGCGGCAUUGGCAUCCCUGAUUUCGGGCGCUGUGGAGGCGCGAAUCGGCGCAACCGUGCAAGAGCGUAGGCGUGCUUGUGCAGCCGCGUUCAAGUUGCAUGCAGCCGGCACGGAGUCUCAGGUGGUCAUGCGCGGCCCGGAGCGUAGCAUGCGGCGCACCUCCACGAGGGCCCUGCGACAGGCCGUGCGGAUAAUUGCUCGCUGGGGCAUCCGUGAGGCUGACGUCAGCGCGGACGAAGCAUUGAUCUUGGCCGGGGAGGCGCAAGAAGCAUGCCUUUGGGACGUGUUGUCCGACCUUGUCCAGGCCUUUCCUUCGCUUGUCGGCGUCCUGAACGUCACGGGCGUGUCGGUGAAGUCUCGUCGGCGACUGCGAUGGCUGCACCGUGCGGAUGGUGAAACGCUCAGUGUGGUUCCUCAGUGUUUUAUCCUGCGAAUCCGGGCAGCAGCUCAGUCGGCAAAACCUACACGAGCGUUGGCUGCAUGCGGAGGCAGUGAAGAGCUUCGCAUGUGCUGCCUUCAGCUUCUGGCCGAGGAAGGGUUGCUCUCGCUUGCUGAGCAGACUGCCGGCAACUGGUGGCUGCCCUUUCACCCCACGGCGGAGCAUCGGAAGCUGCAGGCGCAGCGUGCGAAAACCUUCUUCCGGCUCCCUGAUGGUGUGCGCGUCACCUUCGUGUCAUCCACGGCAGCAGCUCAGGCAGCUUUUGGUCGUCUGCGCGGUCUCCAGCGUGUGGGCCUGGACGUCGAGGGCAGCCAGGAGGCAGCGCUGCUGCAACUUGCUGCAGAAGAGGAGGUCUUUGUGUUCGACGUCCUCGCGCUCCGAGACGAUGCAGAAGCUGCUGAAGCCUAUGCAGACUUCCUCACGCAAGAUGGGCUUGAGAUCCUUGGCUUCGGAGGCCGACAUGAUCUUCGAAUGGUGGCCAAAGCGCCGGCAUUUCGCAUGGCUGCAGACCUCCGGCCCCAGUUCCGGGACGUCCAGCGCGGUCAUGGGCCCAAGAAGAAGCUGCCUGGGCUCUCGAAGCUGGCCCAGAAGUUCUUGGGAAAGCCCCUGGACAAGUCCCUUCAAGUCUCCGACUGGUCGGCAAGGCCUCUCACGGCAGAGCAGCUCCAGUAUGCGGCGCUGGAUGCUUGGGUUUUGCUGAGAAUCAUGGACAAGGUCGAGACAAACGGCACGGUGAGAGAAGUGGCUCAAGCGGCUGACGUGUGUUUCGUGGAGGACAGCUGUGAGCAGGAUGGUAGCUUUAGUUGCCGGGAGGACCUGAAGCUUGACAAGAUCCAGCAGUUUGUCCUGGACGAGUGUGACAAGUGCCUCGACAAAGUCGACAUGCGAAAGGAUGUGCAGCAGAUCUUCAUGGAGACGCCCAAGAAGAAGCAGGUCAUGAUGUUCAGCGCGACGAUGUCUGCAGAGACCCGGGCUCUUUGCAAAAAGUUCAUGCAGGAUCCGCACGAGAUCCGGGUUGACGAAGAGUCGAAGCUUACGCUCCAUGGCCUUCUCCAGUACUACGUGAAGCUCACUGAGAAGGAGAAGAACCGAAAGCUGAACGACCUGCUGGAUGCCCUGGAGUUCAACCAGGUCGUUAUCUUCGUCAAGUCGGUGCAACGGGCCAUCGCGCUCGACAAGCUGCUGGUCGAAUGCAACUUUCCUUCUAUUGCCAUCCACUCGGGCCUGCAACAGGAAGACCGCAUUGCUCGGUAUAAGCAGUUCAAAGAGUUUCAGAAGCGGAUCAUGGUAUCCACGGACCUCUUCGGGCGUGGCAUCGACAUUGAGCGAGUCAACAUCGUUAUCAACUAUGACAUGCCGGACGAAAGUGAUUCCUACCUCCAUCGCGUCGGUCGUGCCGGACGCUUCGGCACCAAGGGUCUGGCGAUCACCUUCGUGGCGACGGACGAGGAUCAAGAGGUCCUGAAGAAGGUGCAGGAAAGAUUCGAGGCGGGAUGGCGUGGUAUGGGCAGAGCUUCAGGACUCUGGACGGGACCGGUGGCAAGCAUGAUGAUCAUGUCAUCGAGACCACGUCCAGUCUUUACUGUUCACCUUGUCCACUAUAUUCCAGCUUAG
This is a messenger RNA of Symbiodinium sp. CCMP2592, 3843 nucleotides long. The record is from the annotation of a GenBank genome assembly. NCBI's taxonomy places the organism in Eukaryota, Dinophyceae, Suessiales, Symbiodiniaceae.